AUGCUCGCCAAUUCCAACUUUAUGGUGUCCUUCCCCUUAGAAGGGGAGCAGCGUCGUAAAGUUGGAAAUCUUCUGCCUUGCCAGGACAGCGGCAGCGACAGCGACAGUAGCUCGUCGUCCGUUGCGCCGCCCGAAAUGGUGGUUGCAGAAGGCAGCUCCUCAGGCAGUGAGUCUGGCAAACGCCCAGCUGCGGCCGCAGCGCGAGGCACACGCGGCAAGACGUUAGCAGACCGGGAGAAGUUAGGCAUUUUGAAGCCAGCAGACUGGACCAAGGAAGACUUGGGCAGCAAGUUCCGUGGAGUUCUGCAGAAGCGGCAUCUCCUUCAGGGCUUCAAAGCCAUGGUGAUCGCGCAGGAACCUCACAACAAAUGGGCUCCAGGAGCCGAACAGAGGGAGGUUCACUACCACAUGAAGAUGGCAUCUCCCUUUGCGCGCGCCAAGAUGUGCGCAGAUCUUGGAGCUGAAGGAUGCAAAGGUUUCUUCACCUUUCCACGCGCAGGAUGGGCAUCCUAUCUUGCCUAUGUCCUCCUGCCCUUAGCCAAGAAGUUGCAGAAGGAUCUCGAUCCUUGUCCCAUGUUCUGGCCCCCAAGCUUUACCAAAGAGAAAGCCUUGGAGGUCAUCAAGCAGGUCGAGGCUAGAAUGUUGCGUCGCAACAGUGCUGACGUCCAGCAGCAGAUCAAAUCCUCGCAGAAAAAAACAGGCGAGUCCAAACGCAGGCGAACUUUGUCCUUUUCCGAGUCGGACUAUGUUGUUGAAAACGGCUGCGUUGAUGAGGGUGAUGUUUGGCGAUUGGCCAAACGGUUGAAAACAAGUGGAGAAGACAUGAUGUGGAACUACUUGUAA
Molecule: messenger RNA, 843 nt
Organism: Symbiodinium natans
Lineage: Eukaryota; Dinophyceae; Suessiales; Symbiodiniaceae
Source: the annotation of a GenBank genome assembly